CGAAUAAGUGAGGAGUGCGAGUAGUGGUCUCCUGCGAGUAGCGUGGAGGCGGGAGCGACUCGAGUGUCGUGUUUUUGUACCUUUGACCGUGUUCUGCUGACCGUUUAGCAAUUCUAGCAAUGAUGGAGUGACUUAUCUAGUCUACACCUCAAGAGAGUUCCCUCUUUGCAUUUGAAUUUCUUUGGUGGUUUGUCACCCGACACGUGGUGUGUUAGGUUAACCUAGAUACCAAGAUGCCCGUGUGUGCUGUGUGUUCUGGCACUGAUUUUGUUUGCGAGUCGGGGUUUUAUUACUGCUCAGAAUGUCAAACUCAAUCUCAGGACAUUAGAGAGGAGGUACAUGAAAUCGAUGGAGAUCAUGUGGGAAAACCAGUUGGAGGAAAACGAAAAAGAUCUUCAACUGGUCGAACUAAAUCACCUGUGGCUGUUGAGGAAAAUAUAACAACAUGGGAAGGUUUCAACUUCGCUUUGGUUGGACUAGUAGAUGAAUUGAUCAGUUUAGGAGCAGAUCCUCUUUUAAAAAAAUAUGUGUUACGGAUUUGGGUUGCAUAUCUGGCAAAGCUCGAAAUAGCUUUUACUUCUAAGACAGAACCUGCUAUUCCCAAAUUAGGCCCAAACUACAAACAUCAGGAUGCUGAAAUCAUCUAUGGCUACUCGGAAAGAAAAGCCAGGCAGCAAGAGGCGAAGGAAAGCAAGAGAAAGAAACACAAAAAGAAAAAAAAUGAUGAUGAUUUAUUAAAUGAUACCAAUGACUCUGGGAAAGAUCUAAGAAAAAAGAAUAUUAGGCGCAAAAGAGUCGCUAUCAAAAUGGACUAUGAGAAAACAAUGCACGAGAUGUCUCUAGCUAGUCAAUCCUUGACAGAUGUAACACUUGAAAUGCUAUCCGCAAGGAAACCAGAUGAUGAUGAUGAGUGUCCGGAGGGUGAGGAGAAAAAACAAAAGGGUUUACAAUUAAGUGAAAUUGGAGAGAAGUUUAAAGAUAAUUUUGAUUAUCUGCACCCUGGUGUCUUAGUACGAGGCAAACUCCCUGCCAUUCUCUACCUUGGACUUCUUAUGACAGGUGGCAAGAUUAAGCUGAGUGAUCUUAUCAGAUGGAUGUGGGAAGGCCAUGUGUCAUACAGUUAUUUGUGGAAAUUCUUUCCUCCAGAGGCAAAAAUAAUUGGGGAGACUUAUGCAACCUUUGGAGCUCAGGUUCCCCCCACUGCAUAUCAUUGGGUUCUUGAAGGAACUCAGCAGCUUGGCAAUUUUAUUGAUGUUAAAGCUUUGAAAGCACCAUGCCUAGAGGAUAUGAUAAGGCACUACACAACAGAACUGAAUCUUCCUGAUCAGAUAUGCUUAAUAGCCCUUCGGCUACUUGCUCUCUUGCCCAAAAUGCAAAAUUCUGCUACCGUGACAGUGAGAGAGAAGCUCCCUAACUGGGAGGGAAUAGCAAUGGCACAUGUAAUUGUAGCUUUGAAGAUUUUAUUUGGCUUGGAUGACUGCACUGAAAAUCGCAACUCCAAAGUGGCAAGAAGAAUGAAUAAACUGAUAGCUUCUCAACAUGGAUCUUUAAAGUUGUUUGUUUGGGAUGAUUGGGUGAAGUUCAUUACCCUUCGCCAAACUGCUUUGAUGCUGUUGCAUGAUCGAUCAGCCCUUCAAAACAAGUUGCCUACAUCUGCAGUUCAAAACAUAAGACCUCUCGUAUCUUUGGUGAAGAAUAAAUAUGUAAAAGAUACUAAGUAUGCUACAAGAAAAACCAUUUUAUUGAUGGAAACACACAAACAAAUUUUGUCAAGACUUGUGUCCAAAGAUCCUUUGAGUGAAUCCAAUGACAUUUCGAUUGCUUUUCCUCCCAGUAUAUCCCCUUUAUCUGACUACACAAAGGUUAUGAUAAAAGCCUGUCAAGACGGACAGUUCAACUCAGCCUCUGGAGAGUGGGGCCAUACCGUGAGGGGAAUGAAUCUUGACAUGUUGGCAGAAAAUUUUUCGAGCACAAAGGUUGACUACCUCACACAUCCAGAAAGUUAUGUGGAAUGGGCUCAGCAGCAAGGCCUGCGUGUGGGGCUACACAGUGGAUCAGGAGUCAAUGACCUCAAAUAUCCAGCACCUGAGAAACGACAUUGGAAGUACAAUAAUCUUCUUCUCUACCGUGUCAAAUUGAUCUUGGACGAAAAUGAAAGUCAGCUCAACCCCACCAUACCACAAACAUCCCAUUUCACUGGACAGAAACGCAACUACAAGUGCCACAAACCCAUCGUUUAUCCUAAAGUUGGAGAUGGGACAGAAAAGGUUCCUUUGCCAAUGAUAACUGAAAUGACAGAUUGUGCUCCAGAAAAGGUCAUCAAAUCCAAAAUGAAGGAAAAGAAGACAGUUCUUAAGUCCUCAAACGAAGAAUUUUCCAAUGAGGACGAAGAGAACAUGCUGCACACACCCCACACGGAAUAUUGGAUGUUACACUUUGCUGAUGUACGUGAAACUAGUUUCCCAGGCAGAUACACAGAUUACAAGAGACAACUGCCUGCAUCAUUUGCAUUCUUGCUUGAAGAAUGUGCUUCAUUGUUGGAGAUGGAACCAUCACUUUUAUACAGAGAAGUUUCAAACUUGGAAGCAAUGCAUAUGGAUCUAGCCAGCUUUGAUGAUUUAAAAGCAACUGGGUCCAUUGGGUCCAACUACAAUUUGAAACAGUAUGGAAAGGAGCAGUAUGUAAAGUAUUUAAAAAAGUGUUGGUGAUAAAUGUUGUAAUUCAUUAACCAAUAAAGCAUUUAAUAUAUAAUACAAUG
Thrips palmi is the source of this 2758-nucleotide messenger RNA. It is a transcript of the gene TAF1B, whose product is annotated as TATA box-binding protein-associated factor RNA polymerase I subunit B. Gene Ontology annotation, cellular component: RNA polymerase I core factor complex; RNA polymerase transcription factor SL1 complex. The transcript is spliced from 12 exons. Lineage: Eukaryota; Metazoa; Arthropoda; Insecta; Thysanoptera; Thripidae. Gene Ontology annotation, molecular function: RNA polymerase I core promoter sequence-specific DNA binding. The coding region runs from base 234 to 2708 and encodes 824 amino acids. Gene Ontology annotation, biological process: nucleolar large rRNA transcription by RNA polymerase I; RNA polymerase I preinitiation complex assembly. The record is from RefSeq and is a predicted model, not a curated record.